This is a messenger RNA of Lachancea nothofagi CBS 11611, 951 nucleotides long. Lineage: Eukaryota; Fungi; Ascomycota; Saccharomycetes; Saccharomycetales; Saccharomycetaceae. The record is from the annotation of a GenBank genome assembly.
AUGGCAGAAGAAGGACCCCAGGUUAAGAUAAGAGAGGCAACGAAGGACAAUGUGGACUUUAUUUUGUCAAACGUAGAUAUAACGCUGGCCAAUUCGCUGCGGAGAGUGAUGAUAGCAGAAAUUCCCACACUGGCAAUAGAUUCAGUGGAGAUUGAAACUAACACAACAGUUUUAGCAGAUGAGUUCAUAUCUCACCGUUUAGGGCUUAUUCCGCUGCAGAGUUCGGACAUCAACGACCUGAUUUAUUGCAGAGACUGUUACUGUGAAGAUCAUUGUGAUCGUUGCUCAGUAGUGCUCACACUGCAGGCAGUAGGCGAAAGCGAGUCUACUACUAAUGUUUACGCCAAGGACUUAGUAAUUGUUAGCAAUCUAAUGGGACGCAAUAUUGGACAUCCCAUCAUACAAGACAAGGACGCCAACGGAGUACUGAUUUGCAAACUGCGUAAGGGUCAAGAACUAAAGCUCAAAUGCAUUGCCAAGAAGGGCAUUGCCAAAGAACACGCAAAAUGGUCACCAGCAUCUGCCAUCGAGUUCGAAUACGACCCUUGGAACAAACUAAAACAUACCGAUUAUUGGCACGAAACCGAUGCUGCUGCUGAAUGGCCCCAAUCUAAAAACUGUGAAUAUGAAGAUCCUCCAAACGAGGAUGAAGUUUUCGACUACAAAGCAAAGCCCGGUACCUUCUACAUGAAUGUCGAAACAGUAGGGUCACUGACAUCAGAACAAGUUGUUGUAAGAGGUAUGAAAACGUUGCAGGAUAAAGUAGCUGACAUUCUUUUUUCACUCAAGAAGAUGGAUCAGGACAAAGUAAAUUUCGGAGGGACUGCUGGUCUUGUGGAGCAAGAUGGCGGUUCUAUGCCCAUGGAACCAGAAUCCGGUUAUCCUUACGCUGGUGACUCUACUCAAUACAAUUCUGGAGGGCCAAGCUCAGGGUUCGAUGAUGCAUGGUAA